Sapajus apella (tufted capuchin) is the source of this 5045-nucleotide messenger RNA. RefSeq names its product coiled-coil domain containing 89 (gene CCDC89). The record is from RefSeq and is a predicted model, not a curated record. The transcript is spliced from 2 exons. The coding region runs from base 1397 to 2509 and encodes 370 amino acids. NCBI's taxonomy places the organism in Eukaryota, Metazoa, Chordata, Mammalia, Primates, Cebidae.
AUUUAACUUUUACCUUCAGUGUCCACUUAAUACAUAUUUAUCUGAAUCUCCCCCAUGUGCCAGGCACCAGUCUAAUCAUCAAGGAUGAAAUAGAUACAGUCCCUGCCUUAAGGAUCUCACAGCCUAACAGAGGGAAGCUCGUGGAUAAACAGUGAUUGCAAGAAAGUUUUCACAUCCUCCGCCAGAAGUACAAAUAGGCUAUAGUGGAUGCACUAAAAGAUGUGAGUGACCCAUUCGACAUGUAGGGGCCAGGAAAAGGCUUCAGAGAUGAUUCUUAACUAAGAACAAAAAGCUUUACUAGAGUGACAAGGGACAAAGUACAAAAAGGCAUUCCAGAUAGAGGAACACCUAAAGAUAGGGCCAGAGAGCUGGUUAGUGGAUUUGGGUUUGGCUUUGUAGUCUGGUUUGUCUGAGGAGUAAAAUGUCAGGACAAUUCAGUGGAAGAAGGGCCUGGAGAGACCUCAGAAGUUACAUAAUUUAAAAAAUUAUACAUAACUUAAUUUUUUUCAAUGAAGUCUAAUUGAGUAAGCUUUCCUUUUCUGAUUUUACAUAAUGUUUAAAAUCCUUCCUAGCCCCAGAGAUUUGAUGUUUACCUUCAUUUUCUUCUAGUUUCUGUUUACAUUUAACUAAUCCAUCAGGAGUUGACUUUGGCAUGAAAUGGUAAGCCUCAUUUGGAUCUUAUAUUUUCUGUUUUAAAGUUUAUAUGGUUCACUAAACUGCUUUCUGUAGCCUUAUUUUGCUAAUGGCUAAAAAUGGGGGUGCUAAAUAUCUAAUAAAGAGUAUGCCCAGGUGGGAACACGCUAAGGAAAACAAGAGAAAUUUCACAGGGGUUUGCUAUUUUAAUACUUAAAUACCAAAACGGAGGUGUGCCAAACACUACGGGUGCAGACAUGUAGUCUUUUAGGAUCCUGGCUCUCAGAAUACUACUACUACUUUGUAUUGAUAGACUGGAAACUUUUGAGGACUCAACCGUGUUUCCACAAGCAGUCAUUUAUUUACAUGAUAACAGAGGAGAGAGGAGGAAUAUAUAAUUGCCCGCUUCAUUUGUUUAAUACUACCAGAAAUCAGGUGGAGUCAGGUUUCCUCCCCUGAUGCUGGCUGGAGAUUGGGCGGGGUUGGCAUCUCUGUGCUGGACAGGCCACACACUAGACAGUUGACAACUGAGAGCUGUGAUUGGUUGGCAAGGCAAAAGUAACCCAACCAGAUUGGCUCUGGACUCCCUCAGAUUUCCCUGUCGUUACUUCAUAACAUUCUGAAGACCUGGCCACCAAUCACAGGGCUCCUUACUGGAAAAACCAGCUGCUGGGGAGUGCCAAGAGUCCCUAGCAACGCUCUGCAGCCUUUGAAAUCUGAGGGGAAAAGACUGUAGUCAGCUCUUAACUGGAGGAGAGCACCUAUGCCCCAGAAAAAGCAGGCUCCCAGGAUGGACACGCCGCGCCCUGAAGAAUCGUUAGAGAAUCAAAAUGAAAAACUGAACAACCAGGAAGAGGAGAUGGAGUUUAAGGAAAUGGACGGUCUGAGAGAAGCCUUGGCGAACCUCCGAGGACUGUCAGAGGAGGAGAGGAGCGAGAAGGCGAUGCUUCGCUCCCGCAUUCAAGAGCAGUCCCAGCUCAUCUGCAUCCUGAAGCGGAGGUCAGAUGAGGCCCUGGAGCGCUGCGAGAUCCUAGAGCUGCUCAAUGCAGAGCUGGAGCAGAAGAGGAUGCAGGAGGCUGAGAAGCUCAAGGCCCAGGGUGAGUACACUCGGAAGCUAGAGGAACGCUUUAUGACCCUAGCAGCCAACCACGAGUUGAUGAUCCGCUUCAAGGAUGAACACAAGAGUCAGAACAUCAAGCUGAGGGAGGAGAAUGAGAAGCUGAGGCUGGAGAAUAACAGUCUGUUCAGCCAGGCUCUGAAGGAUGAGGAGGCCCAAGUAUUGCAGCUCACCAUCCAGUGUGAGGCCCUCACUGGGGAGCUGAAGACGCUGAAGGAGAGGUGUGCUCAAGAUGCCUGCCAAGCACAGGCCCGCGAGAAGGAGCUGCUGGAGCUACAGAGCCAGCAGGCCUGCACCCACACCAAGGAGACAGAACAGCUGCGCAGCCAGCUGCAGAGCCUCAAGCAGCAGCACCAGCAUGCUGUGGAGCAGAUGCUGAAGGCAGAGGAGACACACAGCAGCCUGAGCCAGGAGCUGCAGGCCAGGCUGCAGACCGUCACUAGAGAGAAAGAGGAGCUGCUGCAGCUGUCCAUGGAAAGGGGUAAAGCGCUUCAGAACAAACAGGCUGAGAUCCGCGUGCUUGAGGAGAAGUUGGAGAUGGCAAAUGAGGCCAGGAGGCAAGCACUGGAGCGGUUUGAGCAAGAGGCAGUGGCCGUGGACAGCAACUUGAGAGUCAGGGAGCUUCAGCGCAAAGUAGAUGGGAUCCAGAAGGCCUAUGAUGAACUCAGGCUGCAGUCUGAAGCCUUCAAAAAGCACAGCCUGGAUCUUUUAAGCAAGGAGAGAGAACUCAACACCAAACUCCGCCAUCUCUUUCCAUAAUGAGUUCCUGCUUCCUCUGGCCUCCAAUUCAGAAUUCAAAUAUUUGUGUCUUAGCAUUACAGCAAGAGUAAAGUUGAUAUCCCAUUUAUUAUACUUUAAAGCACAAAAGGCAACGCAAAGAAAAGCUACUUUACUGUGAUAUUGCUGUUUUUAUUGUAAAGCUAUUAUUUUUCAGUUCUGCCACUUAGAAUACGCAAGAUUUGCCAGAUUUCCUUCUGUGCCGUAGAAAUCUCCCUGAAUUUACUAGUGAUAUCUUCUCCUACCCCAUAACUUACUCAUUCUCAACCUCAGAUAUCUUCAUAUAUGUUAGGGUUUUAAAUUAGCAGCUUCUAUGAUUUAAGCCAAUCUAAAUGCAGUGAGAUGUGCCAUUGUGAAAAAUAAUUAGUACAAUUACCCAUUGUAGAUAGGCUUAUAGUCUCCCAUAGUUGAGAUUGUAAGCAAACAGGUGUCAUCAUACUAGGGUGAAUACUUUGCAGACAAAAAUGGUGUCUGACUUUAUUUUGCACUAGCUUGGAAAAUGAUUGAGAUCUUUAACAAAGUAGGUCAAUUUUAUUCUAUAUGAGCAAUAUGCUUCAAAUAAGUUACAUAAAACAAUUUUUAUUUUUUCUGCAAGCUUAGAUAAUAUUCCCUUUUUGGUUUUCUCUUUAAAAAGAGGAUUUGUAUGUACAAUAAUGCAAAUAUCAGUAGCCUAAUUUAAUAUUGCACAAUAUGCUAAUAGACAAUUAGACAAUUUGGGGUACCAAAUCAUAGCAGAUGAUAUGAUCUAUUGUAGUAACUCAGAAAUUGUUUUCUGUUUCUAUUAGCAUAUUUUUUUGUAAUUAAAUAUUUCUUUUUUUAAAAAAUCUAAGCUGAAUGUGUAUAUGUAUGCUUGCAGCAUUUUUGUAGUAAUACCUACAUUUUGUAAGAAUAGUUAUAAAAACAUGAUAGUUAUAUAUAUAUAUCCAUGUAAAGUUCUUAAAGAAGUUCUCAAAGGUAUUUUAUUUCUGUAUUUAUUGAUAAACAUUAUUAUGAAUACCUCUCAAAAUAGAUUUUAUUUUUCUCACCCAUUUUGGUGAAGGCUACCAAGUUACAUAAUGAAUUUACUUAAAAAAUAUGUCUUGGUACCUUUUUAAUAAAACCAUUUCCAAGCAAGUGUUACCUCAGGUAAUUUUUUACACCCUUUUUUUCACACUUCUAUUAAGAUUAUGUUAUUAAAUACAAAUUUUUCGCCUCAAAAUAGAAACCACACUUCCAACUUCAAAGGACUCUUUACUUCCUCCUAUAGGUUACCAGGAAUCAGGGUAUAGGAGCUACGUUAAUCAUGGUUAUCCUUUAUUGAGCCCAUACUAUUUAUCAUUGUGCUGAAGCAAUUUGGAUGAAUUACUUUAUUUAAUCCUUAGCGCUAUUCAAGAAGGAAAGUGUGUUCAUUUCUAUUUUAAGGAAGAGGAAACUGAUUUCGGUAAUUUUGCUUAAGGCCAUUUGGUCACUGGGGGAGCUGGGAUUUUGAUGACUACACCACACUGAAAGAUAAUUUUUGGUGACUGAGUGCCAGGUGCUGGGGUAGGUACUAAGAAGAAGUAUAAAGAAAGAAGCAUGUUUACUGCCCUGAAAGAGCCCCCACACAGUCUAGGGGCAAAAAUAAUAAUAAUUACACAUACUGUGAUGUGUUUUCAUAGGGGAUGUUAGGAGGUCACGGAGAAAGACAUAGGCAGCAUCUUCCCCUGUCUGGUGGUAAGGGUUGGGUUGGCGGGGAGGACUCCUAGGGAUGAUUAAUUUAUUCAGGUGGAGAAAAGGGAGAAGGAGUUGAGACAGCAUCGUGUAGACAGCAUAGAGGUAUUUUUAAAUGCCCAGAAUACUUGAGGGAAUCAUAGCAGUUGGGAAGAGGUGCCGAGAAGCAUGUAUACAGAUAAAACUGUAAAGAGUAGGUUGGGGGCCAUAAUAUAGGGGACCUUGAAAGCCAGGCUGGCCCGUUAGAGAGAGAGGGAGGGGGCGAGAGGAGGAGCAAACGAACGAAUGAAAGGGAACCGUGGAGCCAGCCCACCUCUUCCCACCCGGGCCCGUGCGGCCCCGUGCGGCCCCGCGAGGGGCCUGGUGCGCAGGCGUGCCGGCCCCGCCCCUCUCUACCGCUCCUCCCUCCCGCAACCAGCGUGGUCAAAUCUCCGCUCCUCUACCCGCAAACUGCAGCCGCGUGGUAGUUCUUGGGGCCCAAGUUUUGCGCACAGCCUGAGGGGAGAAGUCCCCUGAGCAGAGGCCGAGCGGUUCUGGAAGCGGGCUGAGGGCCGUUUGGGUGAAGACAGCCACCAUGAAGUGUAGCCACUCAACAUAGCUCUGUGGAUGGGCUCACACAGAGGAAGAGCUGAAACCUUCCUCCAUGACCAACCAGUUAGCCAUAUGAAUGAGCCACUUGGAAAUAGAUUCUUUAGCACCAGUCAGGCUUUCCAAAGGACUGCAGCCCAAGCCAAAAUCCAACUAAACCCCAUGAGGAUUUCAGAGCCAAAACUACCUAGCUAACCUACUUAAAAAUUUCUGACCAACAGAAAAUGUGAGCAACAAUAAA